AUGACAAAUUUUGUUGAUGGAACGACACGUACUCGGUGGGAUGAGUUACGAAUGUUUGUACGUUUAGUUGUAGAAAUCGGUACGAUAUUUGACUCGAAUGGAAUUAAUAUACAUUUUCUCAAUAGACAAAACUCUUAUAGAAUUACCAAUCCUAAAGAUGUAGAACGACUAUUCAAGAUUCCUCCACGUGGUUAUACUCCAUUGGCUCGUGUUCUACGAAACAUUCUUCAAUCACAUGUUCAACAUCAACAAAAUAAAAAAUUGUUAAUAUUCAUUGCUACCGAUGGAAUACCCACUGAUGAUGAUGGAAAUCCUAAUCUUCCCGAGUUCAAACAUGUCAUGGAACAUGAACGUCAAGUAGACAACACUCAUGUAAUGUUUCUCAUUUGUACGGAUGAUUCAGAGACUGUCAGCUACCUGAGACAAUGGGAUGCAGAGAUGGUGAAUGUCGAUGUGACGGAUGAUUAUCAGACACAGAAAAAAAUGAUUCGGGACAUACACGGAGCCAAUUAUCCAUUUUCAUAUGCUGACUAUGUGGUGAAGGUAUUGGUCGGUGCUAUAGAUCCUGAUAUUGAUCGUUCUGACGAUUUACCUGAUGAGGAUGAUAUUUUGAGUUAA
Messenger RNA from Rotaria sordida, 618 nucleotides. The record is from the annotation of a GenBank genome assembly. Lineage: Eukaryota; Metazoa; Rotifera; Eurotatoria; Philodinida; Philodinidae.